Messenger RNA from Lactuca saligna, 1680 nucleotides. The record is from the annotation of a GenBank genome assembly. Lineage: Eukaryota; Viridiplantae; Streptophyta; Magnoliopsida; Asterales; Asteraceae.
AUUCAAUGGCGUUAUAGUCUAUAAAUACUCAUAGUAUUACAAUCAUGAUACAUACAAGUUCACCCAAAACUAUAUCAACACCUUCAAGAAAUGGCCGCAAAUGAAUCUAAUACCACCCUGAAAGAAAACGGCAAAACUAGCACAGAUCCAGUGCGUCCUGUUGCCAACUUCCCUCCUCCUAUCUGGGAUGAUCGUUUAUUGUCGUUAACUGUUGACUAUUUGGAGUUGGAAGCAUACGCUAAAGCCAUUGACGAGCCAAAAGAAGAGCUGAGAAGAUUGAUAAUUAAUGUAAACAUGGAUUCAAAUGCGAAAUUAUGUUUGAUCAAUUCUGUCUACCGUCUUGGCUUGAGAUAUAUGUUUCGGGAAGAGAUUGAAUGUCAACUUGACAAACUUUUCAAGGAGCUGAACAUGGAAGAUUAUGAUCAAGCUGAUCUUCAUACAGUUUCGACCAACUUCCAAGUUUUCAGACAACAUGGUUAUAACUUGUCUUGUGAUGUGUUUAACAAGUUCAAAGACCAUAGCUCAGAUGAAGCUUUCGUCUUCACAGAAGCUCAGCUUGUAGAUGUUGUAGACACUCUUGAAGGUAAUCUUGCACGACAGGUGAGGCAUGCGUUGAGGAGUUCUUUUCAUCGAGGGAUGCAUAUUGUAGAAGCAAGGUUAUAUUUCUCCAACUAUGAAAAAGAAUGUUCCACAUAUGAUUCACUAUCAAAGCUUGCAAAUACUCACUUCAACUACCUUCAGCAACUACACAAGGAAGAACUGUGCAUCUUCACAAAGUGGAUCAAGGACAUGGAGUUCAAGACUAUAACUCCUUAUGUAAGAGAUAGAAUACCAGAAGUUUACUUAUGGGCAAUUGCUAUAUUUUCGGAUCCUGAUUACUCUCAAUCUAGAAUCGUACUAGCGAAAAUGGUUCAACUAAUUUUGGUGUUAGAUGACAUAUAUGAUGCAUAUGGUACUAUUGAGGAGCUUCGAAUUCUAACUAGUGCCAUAAACAGUUGGGAAAUUAAUGUUAUGGAACAACUCCCAGAAUAUAUUAAACCACUUUACAACAUUCUCUUGAACGAGCUUACUGAAGUUCAAAAACAACUAUCUACAGAGGGAAGAACAGAUAGGGUUGAUGCUUCAAAACAAGCAUUUCAAGAACUAGCUGGAGGUUACCUACAAGAGGCUGAAUGGAGAUAUCGUAGACACGUGCCAUCAUUCGAAGAGUAUUUGAGGAAUGGAUUAAUUACUUCUACAUAUGAUGUUUUUACAAAAUCUUCUUUAAUGGUUAUGGGAGAUAUUGUCAGUGAACAAACUUUGGCUUGGUAUGAAAGUCGUCCAAAUAUUGGGGAAGCUACAAAGUUACUAGGAAGACUUUAUAAUGAUAUUACAACUUUCCAGUUUGAGGGUGAAAGAUCACAACAAGUUGAAUCAGUGCAUACGUAUAUGAAGACCUUCGGGGUGCCAGAAAAUGUAGCUGUUCAUGAACUCAAGCAAAUGAUUGAAAAUGAGUGGAAAGAUAUUAACAAGGGAUGUCUUAAGCCAACUGAAGUUUCAAUGGAACUUCUUGCACCAAUUCUUAAUCUUGCUAGAAUGACUGAUACGAUAUAUAAGUACGAUGACAGGUUCACUUUUCCAGAAAAGACGAUUGUGGAGUAUGUUACUCUGUUAUUCAUGGAUUCUGUUCCAAAGUAUUAA